AGCGAAAACCCUUUGGCUUUGACAGCCACCACCACAAGUCUUUCCGCCUCCCCGGGCUGCCUGGGAGCUGGGAGCUGGGAUUAUGGUGGCCUGAGCAGCAAACGCAGCCGCAGGAGCCUGGAGCCCCUGACCCUUCCCCUGCCGCCGCCCCACUAGGAAGACCAGGAAAGCAGCCUCAGAUCUGCCAUGCCUGCCCCGCCCAGCCCCCCGGGGGGCCCGAGACGGCCUCUCCCGGACCGCCGCUGAGGCUGGACCACCAGCCAGAUGUAGCCGGGCUCCGGAGCCGUCUCCUCCCCUUCUGUCUCUGAGGAUCUCUCCUGUCUGAUCCCCACCGCCUGGCCCAGGGGCUGGCCGAGGGGCCUGCAGGCUCUGGAGCCCUGAUGCCUUCCUGCUCACUCUCCUGAGAAGCCACCUCUAGCACCCAGAGUUGGGGGCAGGCCCCAGGGACGGACUUGGGCCAAAGUGAGCCCAGAGUGCCCCAAGGCCAGGGCCCACCAUGGCCCAAGCACUGCCCUGGCUCCUUCUGUGGAUGGGCUCCGGGGUGCUACCUGCCCACGGCUCCCAGCCCGGCAUCCGGCUGCCCUUGCGAAGUGGGCUGGGGGGUGCCCCCCUGGGGCUGCGGCUGCCCCGGGAGACCGACGAGGAGUCUGAGGAGCCCGGCCGGAGGGGCAGCUUUGUGGAGAUGGUGGACAACCUGAGGGGCAAGUCCGGGCAGGGCUACUACGUGGAGAUGACCGUGGGCAGCCCCCCACAGACGCUCAACAUCCUGGUGGACACAGGCAGCAGUAACUUCGCAGUAGGGGCUGCCCCCCACCCUUUCCUACACCGCUACUACCAGAGGCAGCUGUCCAGCACGUACCGGGACCUCCGGAAGGGCGUGUAUGUGCCCUACACCCAGGGCAAGUGGGAGGGGGAGCUGGGUACCGACCUGGUGAGCAUCCCCCACGGCCCCAACGUCACCGUGCGCGCCAACAUUGCUGCCAUCACAGAAUCAGACAAGUUCUUCAUCAAUGGCUCCAACUGGGAAGGCAUCCUGGGGCUAGCCUAUGCAGAGAUCGCCCGGCCUGAUGACUCCCUGGAGCCGUUCUUUGACUCCCUGGUGAAGCAGACCCACGUGCCCAAUCUCUUCUCACUGCAGCUCUGUGGCGCUGGCUUCCCCCUCAACCAGUCGGAAGCACUGGCCUCAGUUGGAGGGAGCAUGAUCAUUGGGGGUAUCGACCACUCACUAUACACGGGCAGCCUCUGGUAUACUCCCAUCAGGCGGGAGUGGUAUUAUGAGGUGAUCAUUGUACGGGUGGAGAUCAAUGGACAGGAUCUGAAAAUGGACUGCAAGGAGUACAACUAUGACAAGAGCAUCGUCGACAGUGGCACCACCAACCUUCGAUUACCCAAGAAAGUGUUCGAAGCUGCUGUCAAAUCCAUCAAAGCAGCCUCCUCGACGGAGAAGUUCCCAGACGGAUUCUGGCUAGGGGAGCAGCUGGUGUGCUGGCAAGCAGGCACCACCCCGUGGAACAUUUUCCCAGUCAUCUCACUCUACCUAAUGGGCGAGGUCACCAACCAGUCCUUCCGCAUCACCAUCCUUCCACAGCAAUACCUGCGGCCCGUGGAAGAUGUGGCCACCUCCCAAGACGACUGUUACAAGUUCGCCAUUUCACAGUCGUCCACCGGCACUGUCAUGGGAGCGGUCAUCAUGGAGGGCUUCUACGUUGUCUUUGAUCGGGCCCGGAAACGAAUCGGCUUUGCUGUCAGUGCUUGCCAUGGUGAGAGCACCAGGGAUGGGGGUGUGGGGUCAGUCUGUUCUCCCUGUCCAGCGGUGAGGGCACCAGGCCCCUAUCCGUCUGGGAGGUACCUCAAGCCAGAGGCCACACAUUGUGUAAAAGCUAGUGUCUGUGCUUGUGCUUUUCUUGUGGUCACUUGGCGUGGUGACCCCUGCCUGGACUGGCAACCUCUGUUGGAGACUCAGAGCAGUAACAUUUGCUCCGGCACCCCGGAAAGCUCUAGAUCCACAGGCAGUAGGCUGGGCCAGCGGCGACCCUGUCAGCUGCCGUAAGCCAGAGCUGAACAUGACUAGCAGGGGCUUGCCACUGAGUUUCAGCAGGAGCAGGUAAGUUUACUAAGUAUAUGUGGGGCUGGCUUUUUGGAUUUUAGGUAUCAUUCCUACUGGACAGGGAGACAGGAAAAGGUUGCUGCCCUCAAAGACCUGGCAGGGAGAGCCGUGCCUCCACUAGCAGUGGCUGUCUGUCCUGCUCCUAAGCAUCACCCGGAAGGGAGAUUCCACAGCCUCCUCCAGGGCUGGUUUCAAGGCCUGUCCCAGGAAGCUCGUUCUGCUGUGUAAUCCUAGCUGCUUUGUGACUCACAUAUGCCCUUUCCCCAGUGCAUGAUGAGUUCAGGACGGCAGCGGUGGAGGGCCCUUUCGUCACCCCCGACAUGGAAGACUGCGGCUACAACAUCCCACAGACGGACGAGUCGACCCUCAUGACCAUAGCCUACGUCAUGGCUGCCGUCUGUGCGCUCUUCAUGCUGCCCCUCUGCCUGAUGGUGUGCCAGUGGCGCUGCCUCCGCUGCCUCCGCCACCAGCACGACGACUUUGCUGACGACAUCUCCCUGCUGAA
Molecule: messenger RNA, 2612 nt
Organism: Capra hircus (goat)
Lineage: Eukaryota; Metazoa; Chordata; Mammalia; Artiodactyla; Bovidae
Gene: BACE1
Product: beta-secretase 1
Exons: 8
Coding region: 497-2050 (517 amino acids)
Biological process (GO): amyloid-beta metabolic process; membrane protein ectodomain proteolysis
Cellular component (GO): endosome; trans-Golgi network; membrane
Molecular function (GO): aspartic-type endopeptidase activity
Source: RefSeq, a predicted model, not a curated record